UUCCGCAGAAUAACAGGGCACUAAGGUGUAAUGACGUAAUGACGUCUCAUCGGGGAUUUCUCUGAAAUCACGUGUUCUAUCGCGAGCGUUGGAAAGAGCGGCCUCCUCUUGUAUAUACCCAGCAUGCUUUGCAGUUUAUGCGGAGGAAAAUGAAAUCGGCCAUGUCGUGUGUUAGCCAGCAGUAAGUUUCUCUGAGUAAACUGCGCGGAUAAGACUAAGGAAGUUCUAUCGCGUGUACUGGUAAAGAGGAGACACGAGAAGGAAGUUUGCGCACCUGAAAGAGGUGUUUCAGCACACAGAGUUUUAACGUGAAGGGACGAAGUCGAUAGCGAGGACGCCAUGAGCGGCGGGACGCCUUACAUCGGCAGCAAAAUCAGCCUGAUCUCUAAGGCCCAGAUCCGCUAUGAGGGAGUUUUAUACACCAUCGACACCGAGAACUCCACCGUCGCGCUCGCUAAAGUGAAAUCAUUUGGGACUGAAGACCGUCCUACGGACAGACCAGUGGCUCCCAGGGACGAUGUCUUUGAAUACAUCAUCUUCAGAGGAAGUGACAUAAAAGAUCUUACUGUCUGUGAACCACCAAAGCCCAACUGCUCUCUGCCUCAAGACCCAGCCAUUGUGCAGUCCUCUCUAGGCUCCACUCCAGCGCCGUCUUUCCAGCCCGUGGGAUCUUAUGCGUCCUUCAGUCGAGCCUCUGUACGUGCCUACAGCCAGUUCUCUGCCCCCGCCGUACCCCAGCCCAUCGGCGCUCCCGUCACGGCAGGAAGUUCAGGGUCCGCGUUCGGUAGUGAGACUAACCAGCAGAGCGCUGUCCCCUCCGACUCGGUCUCUCUAAGCUUGUGUGUAACCGAAGGUCACACAAGUCCUUCUCUGGACGUCCUACGCAAGAGCCCGAGUCUGGAACCUGCAGUACAGCCUGCUCCUGUAGCGCCAUCUGCUGCUGCAUCUGUGAGUCAGAAGACUCCUGGAGGGGUCAGACCUCCUCCUGGGACGCAGAAGCAGCCCGUUGAGAGCAAGGAGCAAAGCAGGGCCGCUGAUGUAGAGAAGGCUGCUCGCCAGGAAACUGACUCGAUCAAGGCGGAGAACCGGGAAGCUAACAGGCGCCCGCAAGGCAUUGCUCCUCCUCCUGGGUUGCGAAGAGGGAGAGGAGGAAGCGGGGGUGCUGGUGGCGGCGGUGGAGGAGGAGGAGGAAAUCAGCGUGGCCGGGGCAGGUUUAACAUGCGCCGAGACGGACCGAUGAAGUUCGAGAAGGACUUUGACUUUGAGAGCGCCAAUGCCCAGUUCAACAAGGAGGAGAUCGACCGCGAGUUUCAGAGCAAGCUGAAAAUCAAAGAUGAGAAGGCGGUAAACGGUGAAGAAAAGGGCGACUCGGGUGUCGAGACGCAAAACAAUGAGGGCAACGUGGACGAGGAGGACACACUGGGACCCAACUGUUACUACGACAAGUCCAAGUCCUUCUUCGACAACAUCUCCUGUGACGACUCCAGAAAAGAUAAACCUGGAGGUGGUAGGGAGCGGAGACAGACCUGGGCAGAGGAAAGGAGGAUGAAUGCAGAGACGUUCGGGCUGCCGUUGCGUCGAGGGCGUGGAGGUUACCGUGGAAGAGGAGGCCCGAUGGGUUUCCGUGGCGGUCGCGGACGCGCAGCCAGUCGUGGCUCCUUUGGGCCACCCCGCGGCGAAGGUGGAUUUAGAGGGGGGUUCCGCUCAGGACGGGGAGGACGAGGAGACUUCUCUGAAUUUGAGUGCCGGAAAGACAACAAGGUGGCAGCGUAGUCCACAAGAGGAACGGCUACAGCGCCCCCUACAGGCUGGAGUUCUCCUUUUCUCCCCCCCUUCCCUAUAGACACUCUGUCCCCCUGUCCUAAAUCCAGCACGGGUUGUCCUACCCGAAGUGCACUCGUUCCUCCUUUAUGCUUCCCUUUCUUUGUCCCCCUUAUCAAUCUUUUUUUUUUUUUUGGGGCGGGUUUGUUUUUUUUGUAAGAAAACAACAAAAGCAGAUCUUUCUUUGAUACAGACGCAGACAAACUGCAGAACAACAAGGGGAAAAAAAGCAGUUAAACUUCGAAACAGUGAAAUUACUUCAGUAUUUUUGCAUCAGAGUUUUAGUUUCUUUCUUACAGAACAAUUGAGACGUAUUUGAUAAUAUUCCUGUUAGACACGCACACGUUAACGCCCGCUGAUACUGUGAGCUCUCAUCAGUGAAAUAGAUUAUUUUUUUCCUUCCUGUUUUUUUUUUUUUUUUUGUAGAAGCAGAAUCAUUUUUGUCCCCUUCAGGGUCACGAUGUAAGCUUCACCUUUACUGCCUGAACCGCGUCUCCGUCAGAGUUGUCUCUCCUGCGAGUGUACAGCACGUUAGGGAUUCAUAUCGUUUAUGUUUAGAUUCUUUGCAGAGACAUGGCCCCUAAAGAUUCAUCCCUGAGAGAGAGAUGUUCGAUUCGGUCUUAAGUUCUCAAGUCUGAUCUGAGGCUAUUGACAUAAACAAAAAAGAAAAAAAAAAAGAUAACUGUUUGUUGAAUAUAAUAAUGUUGACGCCAGCACUCUGGGUUAUUAUAAUUAUUUUCUUGUAUUCCUCGUAUUUUUUUUUUUUUUUUUUUUUAGUGCCGUUGUAGACAGGAAGCGUUCGCAGAACUCUGCUGGGGGAGACGUCUUUCUUUUUUUACGUUCUUUUUUUCUGUUACAAAACGCGUUUAACAGUCACAUAAAACUGAUCGAUUCCCGAGAGGAUGAUCUCGACUUUCUCUCGCCGAUUUUAUCAUCAGGCUCGCCGAUCCUUUUGUCCAACAUCUCCAUCACGAAUAAUCGCCUUUUUUUUUUUUCCCCCGUCAUCAGGUUCUUCAGGGAUUUUACAGCGCACCCUUUAAUAACAGUAAGAUCGGAUCCCCUUAAACGACGACGACAAAAACAAGUUUUUGCACUUUAGAUACGAGCGACGUCAUGACAC
Clarias gariepinus (North African catfish) is the source of this 2941-nucleotide messenger RNA. It is a transcript of the gene lsm14ab, whose product is annotated as LSM14A mRNA processing body assembly factor b. Gene Ontology annotation, cellular component: P-body. The record is from RefSeq and is a predicted model, not a curated record. Gene Ontology annotation, biological process: cytoplasmic stress granule assembly; P-body assembly. Gene Ontology annotation, molecular function: mRNA binding. The coding region runs from base 340 to 1773 and encodes 477 amino acids. NCBI's taxonomy places the organism in Eukaryota, Metazoa, Chordata, Actinopteri, Siluriformes, Clariidae. The transcript is spliced from 11 exons.